This is a messenger RNA of Siniperca chuatsi (mandarin fish), 3473 nucleotides long. It is a transcript of the gene abcd1, whose product is annotated as ATP-binding cassette, sub-family D (ALD), member 1. Gene Ontology annotation, biological process: long-chain fatty acid import into peroxisome; very long-chain fatty acid catabolic process; peroxisome organization. Lineage: Eukaryota; Metazoa; Chordata; Actinopteri; Centrarchiformes; Sinipercidae. The transcript has 17 exons. Gene Ontology annotation, molecular function: ATP binding; ABC-type transporter activity; long-chain fatty acid transmembrane transporter activity. Gene Ontology annotation, cellular component: peroxisomal membrane. The record is from RefSeq and is a predicted model, not a curated record. The coding region runs from base 957 to 3203 and encodes 748 amino acids.
AGGAAGUGGCAGAAGUGUGGCUGGAUUGAGGGUUGUGCAUCGCUCAAUAGUUAAAUGAGAUUGUGAAAGCAACACAGCCAUACAUGACAGAUGUCUCGCUGGAGACAGAAAAGUCAUGUUUGUCUGCAGCAGCAGCGCUAGUUUCUACUGCCAUAGAAGCAGCCACCACCGCUCUAACACAGUGUGGCUGGGCACAUGCUACGCUGUCUAAUUUAGAGGAGAAAUAGGCUAUAGGUUUCAUCUUAUCGCCAUGCUGCUGUGUCAAAACAGAAGUCAUAAAUUUCCCUUUGCAGUCUACCAUUUGCACAAAUGUUUUGCUGUAGUCAGGUAAUGCUAAAGCGAGAGUUUGUUUUAAAGUACAGAACGCAUUUUCUGCCUCUUCUGUCCAUUUCAAUGCAGUAGUCAUUUUAAUGUUUUCAUCAUACAUUAAUUUCUGGAGUGGAGCAGUUAUUUCAGCAUAAUUAGGUACCCAACACCUGCAGUAGUUCAAAAGCAACAUUAUUUAUUAUUUUUGUGUGUGGUUUUGAAGCCUUUAAGAUUGCUGUCUUUCUGUCUUCAAUUAUUGUUCUUCCUCCUGAGCUAAGAUUAUGACCUAAAUAUUUUAUUUGUGUUUUGCACAGUUGCAACUUAUUUUUACUUGCUUUGUGGCCUUGCUCAGCUAAAUGUGUCAACAGUGCUAUGGAGUCUUUUUUACAGAUGUCUUCGUCUGGAGAAGCUAAAAGUAUGUCAUCUACAUACAACAAAACUUGACUGUUUCCUGGGGGUUGGAACUUAGCCAUGCUAGCACUCAUCACUUGUGGAGGAUCGCACUCUGAGGUCAACAUUUUGUUUCCGUGACGACGAGGCUGCGGGCCACAGUGGACCCCUCUGGGACCAGGUACAGUUUGGACUCCUCGCCACUGUGACACGCUGCUGUUACCGUCCUCUGAUUGGUCGCCUGUCACCUGCCCGUCAGCAUGCAGCUGACUUAUCAGAAGCUGCCAGCUCAGCUGAGGCGGAGCUCCAGACUCAGGAAGCUGACGGCUGUGCUGCUCGCCACCUACGCCAUCAAAAAACUGUCACCGUACGUCUGGAGGAGGAUACAGAGGAGUGCAGCAGGUAAACAGCUGGGUGGAGCUAAUCUACCUGUGGGCGUGGUCAGCACGUCCUCCAGCUCUGAGGACAACAGCGGAGGGAAGAAGAACAGUGACAGCAGGUUUCCCUCAGUGAACAGGGACUUUGUCAUCAGACUGUCUCGGCUGUUGAAGCUCUUGUUUCCACGGUUACUGUGUCCAGAGAUUGGCCUGCUGGCUCUGCACUCGCUGACUCUGAUGUCCAGAACCUUCCUGUCCAUCUACGUGGCUGCUCUGGACGGUGUGAUAGUGAAGUGCAUCGUUCAGAAGGAUCCUCAGGCCUUCGUGCUGCAGCUCUCUAAGUGGCUCCUCGUCGCCGUUCCUGCAACUUUCAUCAACAGCGCCAUCAGAUUCCUGGAGGGUCAGCUGGCCCUCAGGUUUAGGAGCCGAUUGGUCGACCACGCCUACCAGCUGUACUUCACCAACCAGACUUACUACCGUGUCAGUAACAUGGACGGUCGUCUGUCCAAUCCCGAUCAGUCUCUCACUGAGGACAUCGUCAUGUUUUCGGCCUCCAUCGCCCAUCUGUACUCCAACCUGACCAAACCCAUCCUGGACGUGGUCGUCACCUGCUACACUCUGCUGCGCACCGCGCAGUCCAAAGGAGCAAACACCACGUGGCCGUCCGUCAUCGCCGGCCUGGUGGUGGUGCUCACCGCCAAAGUCCUGCGCUCCUGCUCGCCUCGAUUCGGGAAGCUGGUGGCCGAAGAAGCGAGGAGGAAAGGAGACCUGAGAUACAUGCACUCUCGCAUCAUCGCCAACUCCGAGGAGAUCGCUUUCUACGGAGGACACAAGGUGGAGAUGGCCCAGCUGCAGAGGAGCUACAUGUCCCUGUCCUCUCAGAUCCAUCAGAUCCUGCUGAAGCGUCUGUGGUACAUCAUGCUGGAACAGUUCCUCAUGAAGUACGUAUGGAGCGCCUCCGGCCUGGUGAUGGUCGCCGUGCCCAUCAUCACCGCCACUGGAUACUCCAAAUACGACUCUGAGGAGGUGAAGCAGGCAGCCAUGGUGAUGAAGGAGGAGGAGCUGGUGAGUGAGAGGACGCAGGCCUUCACCACGGCCAGAAACCUCCUCAACGCUGCCGCCGACGCUGUGGAGAGGAUCAUGAGCUCAUACAAGGAGGUGACAGAGUUGGCAGGUUACACAGCUCGAGUCUCUGAGAUGUUGGAUGUGUUUGAAGAUGUGAAUGAGGGAAUCUACCGUCGCUCUGCGGACAGAGAGGAGGCGUUACCAGGAGGAGGAGCAGGAGCCGUGGUUCAGCAUGGCCAGAGAGUCUGCGGCCGUCUGGAGAUCCGAGGUCAUGUGAUCAGUGUGGAGAAAGGGAUUCGCUGUGAGAACCUGCCAAUCAUCACACCGACCGGAGACGUGGUGGUUUCCAGCCUCAACAUCCAGGUUGAUGAGGGGAUGAAUGUGUUGAUCACAGGUCCAAACGGCUGCGGGAAGAGUUCUCUGUUCAGGAUCCUCAGUGGACUGUGGCCUGUUUAUGGAGGAGUACUGUACCGUCCAGAACCACAGCACAUGUUCUACAUCCCUCAGAGGCCAUACAUGUCAGAGGGGACCCUCAGAGACCAGGUGAUCUACCCGGACUCGGUGGAGGAGAUGGUUCAGAGAGGAGUCAGAGAUUCAGAUCUGGAGGAAAUCCUUCGGACGGUCCACCUGCUCUACAUCCUGGACAGAGAGGGAGGUUGGGAGUCGGUCAGUGACUGGAAAGACGUUCUGUCUGGAGGAGAGAAACAGAGGAUGGGGAUGGCUCGCAUGUUCUACCAUCGACCUCGCUACGCUCUGUUGGAUGAGUGUACAAGCGCCGUCAGCAUCGACGUGGAGGGAAACAUCUUCCAGGCUGCAAAGGAUGCUGGGAUAGCCCUGCUGUCAAUCACACACAGACCCUCCCUGUGGAAGUACCACUCUCACCUGCUUCAGUUUGACGGAGAAGGAGGAUGGAGGUUUGAACCUCUGGACGCCUCCACUCGUCUCUCUCUGCAGGAGGAGAAGCAGCGCCUGGAGAGUCAGCUGUCGGGGAUUCCCAAGAUGCAACAGAGACUGGCCGAGCUGUGUGUCCUGCUGGGGGAGGGAGGGGGGGAGACGGAGGGAUGAAGAGCGGCCCGCAGAUGAAGAAGAUGGAAGAAAUCUGCUGGUUACCAUGGAGACACACGCGCAGCAGGGUGAUCAUGUGACUGAAACUGAUUUUAAACUGAAGAUGCGUUCAGACUGAUCUGGAGUCACGAAGCUGGUUCUUAACCGGACCAGUUCGGGACCAGUUAUUGAUUAGUUAGUAAAUAUAAACCGAAUCAACACAGAGCUGCAAUAAGAAGCUGCACAAACACCAGACAUAAUUCACAAAUAUUAAAGUGGUAAUGACUAAUA